AUGGCGCAAUCUCAAAGCUGGUGGUCAGGCCCAGCCAAGAGGGAACGAGAGCCGGCUCCUUCCUUCGAGUCGAAACCCCUUGAAGAUGCCGCCAUAGCAGAUUCUGAAGAAGAGAAAGUCUUGACUCGGCGUGUACACAUACUCGGCCUUGGAAGUAUUGGGACGUUGGUAGCUCAUUCUCUGCGAUGUCUGCCGAAUCCGCCUCCCAUCACCUUGAUGAUGCACAAGCAUCAACAGUACGAAGAAUUCAAGAAGGUGGGCCGGUCGGUGACUCUGAUUGACAAGAAGAACGCCAUCAAUGAUGCACAAAGUGGCUACGACGUGGACCUCUUCGAGGAAACACCAAACGAGGGGUACACAUGGCACUUCAAACCUGCUUUUCAAGACAAGCGCAAUUUCAGGGAGAAGACGAAUCCGAUUGAAGAGGCGGAGAGACUGAAGUCUGGAGAACUCUACAUCUACUCAUUGAUUGUCGCGGUCAAAGGCCAUGCCACCGUCUCAGCACUGCGCUCUAUAAAACACCGUGUCGAUGCAAGCACAACCAUAUGUUUCAUGCAGAAUGGCCUGGGACAGAUCGAAGAACUCAACCGAGAGGUCUUCACCGAUCCCGAAACACGUCCAACAUAUAUGCUCGGGAUCGUCUCACAUGGCUCGUAUAUGACGAGCCCAUGUUCGGUCGUCCACGCUGGCUACGGCACGGUGGCGCUGGGCAUCUGUCGAGAUCAAGACAGACAUCCGCUUCCCGGAAAGUACCCUGCAAGAAAUCUCUCGGAGCUGCCCGAGGACGAACGCCAGAGAUUCUACCCAACAGACAAAGAUCUCUUUGCCAACCUUUCCUCACGAUAUCUCCUGCGCACUUUGACGAGGUCACCCGUCCUAGCAUGCGCGGCAUUCCCUUACCUGGACCUUUUUCAAUUGCAGCUCGAGAAGUUGGCAGCCAAUGUGGUGUUGAAUCCUCUUACUGCGCUUCUCGACGUGCCGAAUGGUGCAUUGCUUCUCAGCGAUGAAAUCUCGAUGGUACAGAGGCUCUUACUUGCCGAGGUAUCCUUGGUGAUUCGGAAUCUGCCUGAGCUGGAAGCCAUCCCUAAUGUCGAGAUGCGAUUCUCAGCCGAAAGACUGGAGCAGUUGGCCAGAAGCGUGACUCGCCGCACAGCACAAAACUCCAGCAGCAUGCGGGAAGAUCUCCGACACGGCAAGAAACCAGAAGUUGACUAUAUCAACGGCUACAUUGUCAAGCGUGGCGAGGAGCAAGGCAUCAAAUGCGUUCUCAACUUCAUGAUGAUGCAGCUAAUCAAAGGCAAAGACACCUUGAGAGCUCGAGAACAUGCUGUACCCUAUGGGACCAAAAAGAUCACGAGUGCGGUUGAUCUCGGCCAACCCGAUCAGGUUACCCUGUCAGACGAUUCCACUCCAAACCCUUCAAGGGCCAGGGCUCAAUAA
Molecule: messenger RNA, 1440 nt
Organism: Exophiala viscosa
Lineage: Eukaryota; Fungi; Ascomycota; Eurotiomycetes; Chaetothyriales; Herpotrichiellaceae
Product: 2-dehydropantoate 2-reductase
Exons: 1
Coding region: 1-1440 (479 amino acids)
Biological process (GO): pantothenate biosynthetic process
Cellular component (GO): cytoplasm; mitochondrion
Molecular function (GO): NADP binding; 2-dehydropantoate 2-reductase activity
Source: RefSeq, a predicted model, not a curated record